Molecule: messenger RNA, 2379 nt
Organism: Culex quinquefasciatus (southern house mosquito)
Lineage: Eukaryota; Metazoa; Arthropoda; Insecta; Diptera; Culicidae
Gene: sigmar
Product: tumor necrosis factor alpha-induced protein 8-like protein
Exons: 4
Coding region: 784-1368 (194 amino acids)
Biological process (GO): regulation of apoptotic process
Cellular component (GO): cytoplasm
Source: RefSeq, a predicted model, not a curated record
CCCUCACAUAAGCCAUUUUCCUUACCGGCCUGCUAAGAUCAUCACGCGGAAAACGUGGCCAGUACGACAGCGAAAAAAAAUCGUCCAGCAGUGAAACUAUGAGUGCUGCCAGCAUUUUGGAGCUCCAGACGUGGAUCGUGUACCAGCGGAUUGCCGCGGAAUGUGCAAACUGUUUGUAAUUUGUUCGGUUUCAUUUUUCCAUUAGUGAGAGAGGGCGACACUGAGACACUCUUAAGUUUACACAUAAUUUUCGUCGCCAGCACGAAACUUGAAAGCGUUCUCGUGUCACGUUGUGGCCCCCGGCGGACAACCCCGGGACCGUCUUCCUCGUAGACGAUUGUCGCCCAGGUCGUGUUAUUAUUUUGCUGUUUUGUUGAUUGAUUGGAGAGUGAAUUGUUCGACAUCGCGAGAAGGGAACCCCGGCAGAACACACACACACACACACACCGGAAGACAAUCAUCGAUUCGAAUCGAAGGCCAACCGACCACACAAAAGGCGGCUAUUUUCUACCAAAUUUCGGGUCGAUACGACCUCGAUUCACGUGAAAACCACCUCUCACCCGCCUCAAAAGGUGUGUAAUAUUGACGAGCAACAAGAAAUCGAAACACAAUCCAAUUUAAGCAUCAACAUCAGAGCUGUGUGCCAAAGCGAGAGAGAGAGAGAGAGGUAGAGAGAGGCAAAAAAGGACAUCCGGUCAAAAGGGACGUGCCCACUUCCGGCGACGAGAGGCGUUCCAGUUGUCGUUAAAUUUAGAUUUUCCAGCCGGGAUCAAGAAACCAAGAAUGAUGAACACAGUCAUGACCGACAAUGCCUUCAAAGCAAAGGACAUCGGCCUGCGGGCGCAGAAGAAGAUCCUGUCCCGAAUGGCAACCAAGAACGUGGCCAAGGUGUUUAUCGACGGUACGACCGCGUCCCUGCUGGACAACGUCUACCGGCUAGCGAAGGCACACAGUGGCAGCAAGAAGGACGCGGAACGUCUAGUCAAGAACAUCAUCAAAAUUGUGAUCAAAAUUGCCGUCCUCCACCGCAACGGUCAGUUCAACGGGGAAGAGCUGAAGCAGGCGGACAAAUUCCGAGCCAAGUUCCAGACGCUGCAGAUGGCGAUCAUUUCGUUCUACGAGGUUGACUACAGCUUCGACUUGAACUACCUGCUCAAAUCGCUGCAGGAGGUGGACACACUGCUCAAGUCCUGUGUGGCACGCCACCUCACGGACAAGUCGAUGGGCCGCAUCCAGGAGGUGUUUGAGUUCUUCAGCGAUCCGUCCCUGCUGGAGUUGGCGUUCAAGCAGGACUCCUCCCCGUACCGGGACAUUAUGGACAAAAUCGUGACCGAUCUCAACAAAGCAAUGGAAAACGGAGAUAUUUAAUGGACUCUUGGCCGUUGUCGGAAGGGGCGAGGUCGCGUUGGCCGGGCCACUUCCAGUUAACCUAGUGAAUAGCGCUGAGACGUUGUGUUCUUUGUACAGUGGACUCUUAUUUAUGUUCUUGUUCUAUAAGUUACUGUUGAUUGCCCUUUAACAAUAUUGCAUUUGUCUGUGUUUAGGAGUCUAAGAAUAGACAAUUACGUGGUUUUCUGUUAGUCGAAUAGCACGGGCCUAAUUCCAAAUGUUAAAACUAUCCAAAAACGAUAGACGUAUCAAGACAAUGAAACAACGCACUGCUUUCUGCGCACAGUGUUUGCUGUAAUCUGUAGGUGUUACGGCACAACUGAUUAGAAUUAGAGAAAAAAAAAAUACAAAAUUAGGCAUACAAAUCUAAGUCACUCGAGGUGGAAACACACAAAAAACACAAAAAGAAAAAACUCAUAUCAAUUUACUCAACUUUUGAAAAUGUACUUAAUCGACAACAAUCGUACAAUCUAAACAAACAAAAAAACACUGGAAAGAAGCUCACAGGAUUUCACACUCAACCACACACACACAAAUACUUGCUAGUUCUUUGUAGAGAGAGUUUGUAAACAAAGCUCAAGACGUUCGUCACUCGUGAUAGCGAUAGCGUUCGAGCUGAUAACACAACAAGUUGUAACGAUAUCACAAGAAAUUACCAAACAAAAACACACAGAGACAAAACCAGGACCAGUCUUUCCUUUACACACCGUCGUAGAAGUGUCGGUAUAUUUGUUGUUGUAGAUAGAAAGUGAGCAGAGAUAACAAGUUGAUAUUAACACGUCAAAUCGCAACCGCGAGUGUGUUUUGUGUAUUGUGUUGCUUAAGCAUGAUGUACCAACUCAAUAAAACUAUUUAUCGCUGAUGAUGAUGAUGCGCGCUGAACCAAGAAAACCAUGCAGAAAGGAACCGCGAAACCGGGGCGAACGCAACACGGAUGAUAUUUUGAUAGUCAAAGAUGAGAAAUAAUAAAAUUAUGAGUGGAGAGAAGAA